Messenger RNA from Dermatophagoides farinae (American house dust mite), 2802 nucleotides. Its product is annotated as DEP domain-containing protein 1B-like. Gene Ontology annotation, biological process: intracellular signal transduction. The record is from RefSeq and is a predicted model, not a curated record. Lineage: Eukaryota; Metazoa; Arthropoda; Arachnida; Sarcoptiformes; Pyroglyphidae.
UUUAAAAAAAAAAUACGCAAUCUGGUAUCGGGUCACAUUCACACAUGAAUACAUGAAUGAAAGGCGGAGCCAUUCAUUGCUCAUCAUCAUUUGAUGGCUUGUUGCGCCAGCUGCGAACCUUUUUUUUUUUUGGCAGCUGUUGCUGCUGCUGCUGCUUGCUGUCACCCAAAUAUCAAACCGAAAUGUCCAACAAUCCCGACACAUUUACACACACACACACACACAUAUGUUGACAAUUUUAUCCCGACGUACAAGAUAAAAUGUGAAUCAUUGUUUGCCUGUCUUUUUUGUGUGUGUGGACAAUUUUUUUUAUUGAAAUCUAAAGGUCUAAUCUAAAAUUAUUCUGUGAUAAAUACUAAAAAUAAUGACGACGACGACGACGACAAUGACAACCGCAUCCAAUCAUAAAUUUCGAGAUCUCAACAAUUCCAGAAUGUCUUCAUCAGCAUCAUCAUCAUCAUUGUUGAAUGAUCAAUUCAAAGCAACCAAAAUGUGGAACGAUGUAUUACAUGCAUUUUAUUUGGGCAUCGAAUUGAAAAAACAUCGUAGACAAUUGAAAUCAUAUGCAGAUUGUUUUACAGCAUCCGAUGCUAUUACGUGGCUUAAACAAUAUCUUAAAAAUCAACAACGUUUUAAUGGAAAUAAAAUUACAAGAUUUCAAGCAUUGAAUUUAUUACGUAAAUACUAUGAAUCGAACAUUAUUGAACAUGUCAUCAUGAAUGGUGAAAUGAAAGAAAUCAAAGAUAAUAAUGAUCUAUAUCGAUUUACGGCGAAUGAAAAUUUUUCAUUUUUAAUACGAAAAAAUAAUGAUGAUGAUCCAGUGGAUGAAAAUAGUAAAGAAUCAUCAUCAUCAUCAAAAUUAAAAUUUGAAUUAGAUGUUCGUGAAAAAAUUGAUAUUUAUAAACAAAUUAUUUGGUCUGAAUUGAAUCGAUUGUGGCCAUCAAUUGUUGAUGACAAUCAUGAUAUCAAAUUGCAAACAAUAGAUGGUCAAAUUGUAUUGAAUAAUGUUACUCGUGUCAAUACAAAUGGUAUUGUACAGUUGACCGAUAAAAAUGAAGAUUUACCACCAUGGAUAAUGUCGGCAAUGAAAUGUUUAGCAAAUUGGCCAAAAGCAACAGGCAGUGCUAAUUGUCUGCCAAAAUAUCCUGGAUUCGAAUCCGAUGUAUUCAAAUUGAUUCGUGAAUAUUUUACAAAUAUGGAACAACCGAUUAUUCCAUCAUCAUAUUAUUCAGUUUUCAUUCAUGUUCAUCGCUUAUAUUUAUCGAAAUCUCAUUUGAAAAUCAAUAAUGGUCAUACUAAACAUAUUAAUGAUGAUCUAGGUUUACCAGCUAAUUGUGUAUAUGAAACUAUAUUUUCAAGUAAAGAACCUGUUACUAAAAUUGUUCCUAUCGAUGAAUUAUCAGCUGUUUUUCCCAGUUUUCUGCAUUAUUUUCGUCAACAACAACAACAACAACAACAUUCGAAUCCAAAUUCGUUUGUAUCAUCACCAUUAUCCAGUUCAUCAAUCAAUCAAUUUACUAGUAAUACAUUUAGAGCUCUGUCGACAAUACCGAGAAAAAGUCGAAAUAAUAAAAAUUGUUUCACAACGACGACAACAACAACACCAAACACAACUGAUGAUCGACAAAAAUUUGAAAGUCCACCUGAAAAUGGUGAAUAUAUGUUCAAUAAAACGUUUGAUGAUGAUUGUUCAUCCAAACGACAAUUUUAUUCAUUACAAAGACGUAAAAGUGAUAAAAUAAGUUCUCGGCUAUUGAAUGAAAUGGAAAUGGAAAUGGAAUCUAUUGAUCAUCAAAAUCAUUAUGAGCUAUUACAAUUGUUACUAAUUUUAUUGCCAAAUGUAAAUCGACGAUAUCUACAGCUAUUGAUACGGCUAUUUGCACGUAUUCUGUCCAAUAAGGAAAUUUGUUUACUUACCAAUGAUUCAUUAACAUUGAAAGAACAUAUUGUAACCAUAUUCACUCGUUGUAUAUUGCGGCCAGAAAAGGAACGAGAUUUUGAUGAAUUACAAUCGAAAGAAUUUGUCACUUUUCUAAUUGAUGAAUGUUGGAAUAUAUUUCGAAUCCCCCGAAAAUUUCACCAUGAAAUUGAUAAAUUAAUGAAAAACAAAUUGAAUGAAAAACAAAAUGAUGAUCAAUCAUCAAAUGAUUAUUGUCAUAAAAUAUCGAAUGAAGAAUAUGAAUUACAACGUGAUGCAUUAUCCGAUAUGGCAUUAAGUGAUCUAUUACAAAGUAUAAUGCGUGAUGAUACACUAAGUGAACGUGAUAAACUUAAAUGGAUUAAACAGUUCAAAAUGUAUCAUCCAGAUGUAUAUGAUGUUUAUUUUACCAAUUGUAAUGUAUUAUCGGCUGCCGAAAAAAAACAACAACAACAAUGUGAUGGUAAACAAAAAACUACAACAGGAAAAAGAAAUCGAAUCCACCGAUCAACUAUAUCAUCGCCACCAUCAUCAUCAUCUCAUCAUCAUCAUCGUAUUCAUUCAAUCGAUACAUUGAAACAUGAUACAAAUCGUUUAUUUAAACGUUUUUUUUCGCUAAAGAUUGUAAAAUAAAUAAAAAAAUAAGAUAUUAUAUCCAAAACACAAAAAACACCCUGUAAAGAAUCGAAUCUAACAAUUUGAUAAAUGAAGCAAAUAUCAAUUGGGAAUUCACAUUUGAGAAUCCACUUGAGUCACUGAAUUGCCCAAAAAGAUGUCUAUUUUCAUGGAUGACAAAAUAGCAGUAGUUGAUUUUUUCCUAUAUAGACCCAAUAGUGAUGCAUGUGUGAUUUAUUUAUAUUUAUUUUCAUUCGAAUCGUCGAAUA